Molecule: messenger RNA, 1415 nt
Organism: Bombus impatiens (common eastern bumble bee)
Lineage: Eukaryota; Metazoa; Arthropoda; Insecta; Hymenoptera; Apidae
Product: metaxin-2
Biological process (GO): mitochondrion organization
Cellular component (GO): SAM complex
Source: RefSeq, a predicted model, not a curated record
CACAAGAGCCAUGGCCUCAGCCAAUUACUUUGUAUCAACCAUAUGAAGUUGAACAAAUAUUAUUACCUGACAAUGCAAAUUGUUUAGCUGUACAAGCUUUCCUUAAAAUGUGUGGCCUUGAUUUUCAAAUAGAACCAAGAAGCAAUGCAGAAUAUAUGUCCCCAUCUGGCCGUGUACCAUUUAUUAAAUGUGGGGCAUUUUUAAUAUCUGAAUUUGACAAUAUCGUAUCAUUCAUAGGGAAUAAAGGCAGAAGUUUGUCAGACCAUUUAUCUGCAACUUGCAAAGCAGACAUGAGGGCUUAUAUGUCAUUAGUGAAUAAUGUUUUUGUAAAUGCUGAGCUAUAUAUCUGUUGGGUUGAUGAACCAACAUUGAAUGAAGUAACUAAAGUAAGGCAUGGUAGUGUAUAUCCAUGGCCAUUAAAUCACUUUUUAAAUUGGCAAAAAAGAAAGGAAGUGAUAAAGAAACUCAAUGUACUUGGCUGGUAUAAUAAAACUAUAGAAGAAGUAUGUAAGGAGGUUCAAAAUUGCUGUACAGCAUUGUCUGAAAGAUUGGAGGGUAGUGAUUAUUUUUCUGGAGAGAAGACACCUAAUGAAUUGGAUGCCCUAGUUUUUGGACAUAUUUUUACAAUAGUCACAACACCGCUACCUGGUAACAAACUAGCAAAUAUUGUCCAGAGCUAUCCACUGCUAGUGCAUCUCUGCAAACGCAUUGAAACUAGCAUUUUUUCUCCUCAAGAGAUACGGGUGAAAUAAAGUAACAAAAUGUUGGAGGCGAGAAUUAAGUAAUACGACUUUGGAGAUUUCUAAAUAUAUGUUCUUGGAAAACGACAGGAAUGCAUAACCGAUAAAAGGUAUCCGUAAAUUAGGCGUUUUACAAAAAUAUUUGUCAGAUAUUGUUAGAAACGAUAAUGUUAAAUCAUUGUUUAUUUCUCCAAUGACAAUUGUUUUCAAUGUAUUUUUGUCAGCAUUUAUUUUUAACUUAAAUCAUUGAAGAGAAUUAUGUACAAUAACAACCAUUCUGAUAUUAAGUAUAACUAUAUAUGUGUUAAUUGACAAUAAGUAUCUUUCUGUCAUAAAAAUUGCAUAUAUUUAACUAAUAAUAUUUGUUAUUUUGUGUGCAUUUUAAAUAACUUAUUCACAUUUUGUUUUAAUUUUAUUUUAAUUGAAAGUUUUUAUUAGCUACAUGAACUAAUUUAUACUUAUCUGUAAAAAGUAUUUAUGUCAUUACUAAUGUGCAUUGUUUUCAAUGUACAUCUGUAUUACAUAGAUAUCUUUUACACGUUAUAAUAAAACUCUACUUGUCUAGUCAGUUCAUUAUAGCAUACUUUUCUGUGUGAAAUUGUAAAACAUUCUUAGAUAUCAUAUGUAAAUUAAUAUAAUGAUGUAUGAUAAGAGCUAAAUUAAAUCUAAGUUAUU